AUGGCGCCCGCAAACAAGAGGAAAGCGUCCAGCCAGGCGCAGUACUGGGUUGGUGAAGACUACCGGGAAGACAGCUCGAAACCGGCCAUGCUGCGCUUCGAAGACUCCCUUCCUAGGCUACCCGUACCUACACUCGAAGAAACGUCGAAACGAUACCUCAAGAGCUUACACCCCUUGCUCACCAAGGAAGAAUACGCCGCCUCCGAGAAAGCUGUCAAUGCCUUCAGCCAAUCCAGCUCUCUCGGUCCAACACUUCAAGAACGACUAGUUGCCCGUGCCAACGACCCCAAGCACAAGAACUGGAUCGCCGACUGGUGGAACGAAGCAGCGUACCUCUCCUACAAAGACCCCGUUGUCCCCUACGUCUCCUACUUCUACUCCUUCCGCGAUGACCGACGGCGGCGGAACCCAGCCAAGCGAGCCGCCGCCAUCACCACAGCCGCCCUAGAAUUCAAGCGCCAAGUCGACACCAAGACCCUCGAGCCAGAAUACAUGCGCAAGAACCCCAUCGCCAUGAGCUCCUACCAAUACAUGUUCAACUGCUCCCGCGUCGCCGCCGAACCCGCCGACUACCCGAUCGAAUACGGCCCCGACGGCAACGAACACAUCAUCGUCAUGCGCAAGAACCAAUUCUGGAAAGUCCAAACCCACAUCUCCGGCCAACAACUCAACACAUCCGAACUCGAGCACCAAUUCUCCCACAUCUACAAAUCCGCCGAACAAUCCCAACCCAUCGGCGCCAUCACCUCUUUACCCCGCGACCAAGGCGCCACGGCCCGAACCCACCUCCUCGAAGCCUCCCCCUCCAACGCCCUUGCCUACAAGGACAUCGAAUCGGCCUCCUUCGUCGUCUGCCUCGACUCCGCCAGCCCCAUCAUUCUCGAAGAGCGCGCACACGCCUACUGGCACGGCGACGGCGCCAACCGCUGGUACGACAAACCCCUGCAAUUCAUCGUCAACGACAACGGCACCGCAGGCUUCAUGGGCGAGCACUCCAUGAUGGACGGCACGCCUACCCAUCGCUUGUGCGAUACCGUCAAUGCGCUUAUCGUGCAUAAUAAGCUCGACUUCGAGAACCCUUCCGUUCGCUCGUCCUUGCCGCCGCCCACUGUCGUGCGCUUCCAGACCGACUCUAAGUCUUUAGAGGAUAUCGCCAGCGCACAGAAACAGUUCGCGCAAGUUAUCGCCUCGCACGACCUGAGAGUGCAGGCGUACCAGGGCUACGGGAAGGGACUGAUCAAGAAGUUCAAGUGCUCGCCCGACGCGUAUGUGCAGAUGGUGAUCCAGUUGGCGUACCAUAAGAUGUAUGGGAAGAACCGCCCGACGUAUGAGUCUGCUGCGACGCGGAAGUAUCAACUUGGACGGACUGAAACAACCCGGACUGUAAGCGAUGAGAGUGUAGCAUUCUGCGACGCGAUGGCGAACCAUGAAAUUGGGAGGGAGGAGUGUGAGAAGUUGUUCCGCGCGGCUGUCGCGGCGCAUGUGAAGUAUACGCAGGACGCGAGCGAUGGGUAUGGUGUUGACCGGCACCUGUUUGGGCUGAAGAAAUGCUUGAAGGAGGGGGAAGAGGUUCCCGAGUUGUUCAAGGAUCCGGCAUACAGCUACAGCUCGUCGUGGUAUAUCAGUUCGAGUCAAUUGAGCUCGGAGUAUUUCAAUGGGUAUGGGUGGAGUCAGGUGAUUGAUCAGGGGUGGGGAAUUGCGUAUAUGAUCAACGAAAACAGUAUUCAAUUCAACAUCGUCUCGAAACAGCUUGGUUGCGAGCGGAUGAGCUUCUACUUGAACGAGGCGGCGGGCGAUAUCAGAGAUAUGUUGACGCCCGGCUUACAGCCUCAGGCGAAGCUGUAG
Messenger RNA from Cyphellophora attinorum, 1845 nucleotides. Its product is annotated as Carnitine O-acetyltransferase, mitochondrial. Gene Ontology annotation, molecular function: carnitine O-acetyltransferase activity. Gene Ontology annotation, cellular component: peroxisome; mitochondrion. Gene Ontology annotation, biological process: carnitine metabolic process. The record is from RefSeq and is a predicted model, not a curated record. NCBI's taxonomy places the organism in Eukaryota, Fungi, Ascomycota, Eurotiomycetes, Chaetothyriales, Cyphellophoraceae. Bases 1 to 1845 code for a protein of 614 amino acids. The transcript is spliced from 3 exons.